AUGGCAUCUGCGCUUCUCGACAAACGAUUUCAUGCGCUCUGGGAGAUCAAGCAUGAUCACGACAUCGACACAAAGCUUCAGAAGAUCCUAUCAGACGAAGAGCAGCACGACUUCUACAUCGAGCUCUUCCGAGUCGUCGCAGAAAUCAGCAUGGACGCAACUCCGGACGCAAUCAGCGCUUCCGAUGUCGAGCAUGUCAGAGAGCUCAUCCACACGCUCACCGUAGUAUACACCAACAAGCCUCCUUCGGCCCCCUGCGCCGACCCCGGUCCAGUUUUGAGCCGUCGUGCUGUCACUCCCUCCGACAAUGAGAUCAGAACUGAGACCGCGGAGAGGGGCUUUUCUGCCAUCGUCGUGUAUAGCCUCGCUCCUCAAGGUCUGCCAAAGGAAGACAAAGAGCGCAUCGUCGAGCUCUUCGAGAAAUGGAUCCCUGACGAAGAUCCGAAGUCGAAAUGA
This is a messenger RNA of Kalmanozyma brasiliensis GHG001, 456 nucleotides long. RefSeq lists its product as uncharacterized. NCBI's taxonomy places the organism in Eukaryota, Fungi, Basidiomycota, Ustilaginomycetes, Ustilaginales. The coding region runs from base 1 to 456 and encodes 151 amino acids. The record is from RefSeq and is a predicted model, not a curated record. The transcript is spliced from 2 exons.